Messenger RNA from Solenopsis invicta (red fire ant), 11001 nucleotides. It is a transcript of the gene tara, whose product is annotated as basic-leucine zipper transcription factor A. Gene Ontology annotation, molecular function: transcription regulator activity. Lineage: Eukaryota; Metazoa; Arthropoda; Insecta; Hymenoptera; Formicidae. The transcript has 3 exons. Gene Ontology annotation, cellular component: nucleus. The record is from RefSeq and is a predicted model, not a curated record. The coding region runs from base 1543 to 2988 and encodes 481 amino acids.
CCGCGCAACGCCGAUCCAUUCUCCGAUAACUUUCAUCGACCAGCCCGCGCUAUCACGGACUUUCUCGUACAGAACGAUUUUUCUCGAUCGCGGGGAAGACAGAGAGGAGAGUCUAGACAACAUAGACUCCUCCGAAGGACAUCCUAAGAACGUUCGUACUAUUCUAAAGACGUUCCCCAAAAAUGUCCUUCGGAUGAAGUAUGUUGUAUGGGAUGAAGGGGAGAGGAGGAUAUUCAACGCGAAUCCUAGAGAAUCCGUUUCUUUUAUUAUUAUAUGCUACGACGCGCAACCUCCUCUGGUAUCCUCCUCUCCCCUUCAUCCCUCGGUCACUCCGCGCACUAAUGAGCGCCACCGAUCAUUCGACAUAAAAGCAUUGUUUAUCCCUGAAAAGCUGUGCACACACUUCGACAAUGAAUUUCCUUUUGCGAGCGAACAGAGUGACAUACACAGUCCUACGAUAUUAAAUCCGAUAUUAAUUAUGUAAUUAAUUUACGCGACGUGAAUGAAACGUAUCCUUCCAUUUAUAUCAAUUACCAUCAGGGCGUUCGGGCGCUAACAAUAUGGCAUUAUGCACCCCGCACGGGCGAUCGACUUUUUUUCUCGAAAUGUCACGUUAAGAACGACACAAAGCAUAUGUUAUCGUCGAUCGAAACGGUCGCGCCAGGUCGAAGGCUCGUACUUUUCUCUCCAAGCGUGUGCAUUAGCGACAAUUUUGCGAGUCGCGAUAACAAAUUAUUUCUGGAUGAUCGCUCCUCGGGCGAUCGUACGUCGGCAUUACGGCAUUUCUCUGUGCGUCGAUGCCGAAAUUCGACGCGGGCGACAAAGCGCGCGCGUCGCACUUGGCAAAGACGGUGGCUCGUCGGAGCGAGUCUACGGCACUGGCGUACGUUUCGUGUCGGAGUGCAGGUGGGCCGAGCGCAGCCGGAAACGGCCGAGCGCGCUCGGGAGAAAACCGAGCGGCGCUACUCGGCGAGGAGUGUUGUCAGAGUAUUCAGUAAUGCUUUGCAUGGCCAGCUAGCUGCUGUCGUGUGCGUCGAUGACAGUCGCGUUGUCAUCUGUUCGGAGAGUGAUCGUGCGAUGUUACUUGAGGAGCUAACCGGGCUACCGGCGGCCGACACUUAACGUCGCGCGAGUGCGUUUUUCGUGAGACUGUGAAUCAAACAAAAAAUAAAAAAAAGAAAGAAAGUAACGAAACGCUAACAGACACGUUACCGGGAAAGACGGACGGGAAGUGAAGAGACACACAGUGUGAAAGAGAAACGCGAGAGACAGAGGUUACAGAGAGAGAGAGAGAGAGAGAGAGAAAGGGGACGGGCAUUUGCGGAACAGGAACCUCAUCGUGCCCACGGCUGAAGUAACGUGGAACUUCGGUUCCACGUACCGCCGUACGUCGUCGUGACUUUUCUCUCCGUUCUCGCCGCGAAUCACCGAGUCACGCGGAGAGCAGGGAAAAUAAAAACGGACCGUCGCGGUGGCACCGUGCGCGGUGGCAGUGCAGCAGCAGCGUACCAAGAUGCUGUCAUCAGUGUCAGCGAAAUAAUAAUGUGGUGCGACGUCAGUCAGCAUAAAACUAAUGAAAGGGAAGAUGUUUUGGGCCUAAAGAGUUGUGCAAUGAUGGGUCUGCAGGCGACGGCAGGAAAACGCAAAUUGGAGGGUGGUGUCGGCUGCAUGGAAUUCCACAUGGACUUAGGCGAGAGUCCGUCGAAGCUCGGACGUGUGGAUGGUAGCUGGUGGGCGAUGGACGAUAGUUACGGGCCGCCCUUAAAUCCGACAUCGUAUUACGAGAUGGAGGUGAGUUCGCCCUGCCUACAGGCGACGAAUCCGUGCCAGCCUUCGGCGACGAGUUCCUCGCAGCAGCAACAGCAGCAGCAGUCCCAGCAACACUCCUCGCAGCACCAUUCAUCUUCCCAAUCGCCACAACAGGCGCAACAGCAGCAGCAGCAGCAAUCGCAACAACAACAGCAGCAGCAACAGCAGCAGCAGCAAUCGCCGUCGUCACCCUCGACGUCGGCAUCGUCCACGGUGACACAGUUGCAUCAUCACGCGCAACACUAUUAUCACCAUCAUCAACGCGCCUCCGUCAGCCCUAUCGGUAGCAACGGUUAUAACCAACUAUCGAGAUCUCAGCCGCAAUGGGGCGCCCUUCAUCAUUACGAACCGCCGACGAUACGUCGCGAGGAAAAUGGCAAGAGCUACCUGGAGCUUGGUUCAAGUUACCGUGCGAAUGAACGGUGUUGCGAAGGUUCCAAAUCCAGCUGGUGUCGGCGCGGUCGGGCCUGCUACCGACAGCGGCGACUUGCCGUGCUCAACAUCUCUAUGUGCAAACUCGCCAGGUACCGCCAAUUCCCGGAUCCGAGCCUCCACCGAUCGGUACUCAUCUGUAACACUUUGAGACAUCUGGAACGUGAGAUGGAGAGGGACAGGAGUCCACCACCUAUGGAGCCAGUCGUACCGGCACCGAUCGCUCAACUGCAACCGCCCGAACAGGGCAGGUUAACGCCUUUCCCUGUGCCACCGACGUCGUCGGGUGAGACCGACGUCGAUUCCGGCAUUGGUGAUAGCGACGACAGUCGAUCGAUCAACUGGGGUAGCGUACUGUCUCUGUCAAGCCAGUCGCCGCUCGACCCGCUCAAUAACAACGAACUACUGGAUGUAGAUAUUGGGCCCGAUCUCGACCUGGAUUUUAUGCCCGGGUGGAAGCUGACGCCUCUUUCGACGGAUGACAUCCUGAGAAGUACAACGACGACCCAGGAACAGCAUCAUCAUCACCACCACCACCAUCAUCACCAUCACCAUCAACAUCACCAUCAUCAACAGCAACAACAACAACAGCAGCAGCAGCAGCAACAGCAGCAACAACACCUAAUGUCAUCGGGGAGCAGUUGCGGCAGCAGCUGCGGUAAUAGCAACGUUAUCGGAAGCGCUGGCGUCAGCAACGUUGGUAGUAGCAGUAGUACGCACGAGUCGUUGAUGUGCGUAGGAUCAUAGCCCUCGACUUUGACAUCGUUGAGUCAUCUCAUCGAUUUCUAUCCGCUAACGCCGCAGGGCAAAUAAAUCCGCGGCGAUGGACAAUGCAGCCCGCGUUUCGCAGCCCGCGGGGCUGCUGAAAAGGCGCGCGGGCGAGAGGCAAAGUGAUGGAAUACUGAUCUCUCGCCCACCCUCUGGAGCGCUCGACAUCCGGCCGGCGACUCUCGAGGAGCCGCCUUCAUCUUUCAGUUUCGUAUUAAUUUAUUGUCGUGUCAAUUACACAUGUACACACGGAUACAUACAAUCGGACACGUACACCGAUACCGAUACAACCUUCUAUGACACUUUUGUUCUUCCUCCGCUCUUUUUACCACUGCUAUUACUACUACUACUACUACUAUCACCAUCGCUACCAUUACUGACUCUAUCGUUACCAUUACUUCUACUGCUAUCCCUCCCGCGACUAUUUACCACUACCGUUAUCGUUACUUCUACUACUAUCGCUACUAUUGCUAGAGUAAUACUAUAUCACACUACUCUUACUAAUACUACUACUAUUAUUAUUACUAUCGCUAAUCAACGUGUCUCCCAAUGUAUUUGCUCCCCGAGAGACGGACGCGUCAUGACACGCGGCAUCCGCAGGUGCAGAUAGAGCGCUCUGAGGGUUUAACGAACGAGUUAAGAACGGGGAGAGUGAAGAGAAGGAUGGGUUGUGUGUAUGUGUAGAAUAAGGGAACGAAAGCCUUUACUGUCCGCGUGUCGACAGGUGCUGCUACUCUCGAUGAUCUGGUGUCCUGACAAAUAUUCGGACGGCAAAUUUCGUAUCGAGCUACCGCGUGCAAGAUCAUGGAGACCCGCGCGUAUCAUCUCUUCCACCGUGGAAUUUCGAGACCAGGUGCAAACGCAAUUUACAUGCGCCUCGGGAUAAUUUGUCUCAAGAUUUGAAAGAGAGAGAGAUAGAGAACUGUCGAUAAUCAUCAACCCUUCAAUAGCGCGUAAUAACGAUCAUCCAUAGGAUAACAGGAUCGAGGCAAUGUUUCUGCAAUUGCAUCUGCGAACUCGAGAAUCCACGUUCGAACCUUUAGAAAGGUAAUUAAAACGUACAAGAAAAUACGCAGAGCGUAGAGAGAUUCGAGAGGCUGGAGAAAGAGGGAAAAUGGUAUCAACCACGAGGAAACUUCCUCUUCGAGGCAGGAAAAACCGACGAGAACGUUGCGAUCGAAGUCUUCCGGCCUGGAGAGCUCCUGUUCCCUCGCACAGUUCUCGUUUGUAAGUCGCAGCCUCAGAUUGUCCAGGGGGAAUUUCCUUCGUGGAACAGCGUGCGAGGUCCGCGUCUUUGGGAGGAACAAUCGAUGAUAAUCACCGACGAUACACUACCCGCGCAUAUAUAUGUAUGUAUGUGUAUAUAUUUGUAUGUAUAUAUAUGUAUGUAUGUAUGUGUGUGUAUAUAUAUAUAUAUAUAUAUAUAUAUAUAUAUAUGUAUGUAUGUAUGUAUGUGUGUGUGUAUGUACACACGUAUCCACACGCAUUCAACACACACGCACAACAGAUAGUAUACAUACAACUGCUGUGGCCUAUAUUACACGAAGAGACACGUGCGAGCGUGAGUGCACGCAAGUCAUACGGUGCUACAGGGCGGCUGCAUCCUGGUGCUUGUAUCCUCUGGACACACGAACACACAUGCAUGUACGUACAUAUAUACACAGACCCGGGCAUAUAUUAAGCCGAAGACGUACCGAAUUCGCACGGAUCGCUCGCUUAGCGUCCGUCGCUCGGGGUCGUCAUGACGCGUGUCCUAUCGUCGUAAGCGUGAUACGAUGUAAAUCGGAGAUGUCGGCGUCUCGAUCUCGAGAUACCUUCAGCACCACCAGUCGCAGCGUAGAUUCUGCUUGUUCGAGUAUUUUCAUCUCGCGUAUCGCGGAUAUUAUAAUUAAAAAGAUUUGAGUAGAUUAAAAAAAAAUUAAUCGGAUCCUAUAUAAUUCAGUAAAACGGAAAUACUUGGUUGUACAUGAUUUUCAUCUGUCUGAUUAUAAAUUAAUGUAUAAAUUGGAAAAUGUGCACAUGAAACUCGAGUUGAAAUGUCUAUCGUAUAAAAAUAAUUUAUGAAGAUACAGCAAGUCACAUUGAACAGGCUGAAUUGGGUUGGUGCAAUAAGGUCUCGAUUGUUUUACGUAUUGCGAGAAAGUGAAAGAACAAUAGAAAGAGGGUUGAAACAUUUGCGUUGAAAUUACAAACCGUAAGCUAGAUAUUAGAACACGCGUUUAACCAGUGAGUGCAUUCGUUUAAGCACGUUACGACCAGAACAAAAGUUACUUUCAUACAGCGAUCAUACGAGAUAUGACCUCGUAAAUAAUCUUUGUCUAUCUUGAUUUUUUACACUCCAGGAUAUAAACGCACGUACAUAUAUGACGUUGACGCAGAUAUAUACAAGGUUCUUAAGUAUUGUAAAUGACUUCAAAGAAUAAUUCCUCACAUUCAAAACAAAAACUUUAUAUGAUCAUAUGUUCGAAACAGCUUAUAUUCAAAAGUUGUUUUGGAUUCGUCCCUGAUUGAAUAAAAAAAUAAUGCAUGGUCUUAAAAGAUUAGCUUUCUAUGAUAUAUACACAAAGUUUUAUCAAAAUAACCUGAGAGGUUUUCAAAAUUGAAAAAAAAACGAAUUUUUUUUGUCCUGUACCUUACUAACUAUGUCGUUUCGGACAUAUAAAGUUUUAACUUGAAUUAAUGUGAUAAUGUAAACUUUUAAAAUUUUGUAAAAUACUUAAUUUUUGUUAAGCGAUACGUUUUUUAAUACAGACACUCACUGAUUAAUAUCAACCGUGCAACUGAUUAUUUCGACGAGUAGCAAUAUUUAUCUAGAAUUUUUUCAGUACUUUAAUCAUCGCAACUCGACAAGGAAGUGUGUGCCACGAUUCAAAAUCACAAAGUCUAAUCGUCAGUUGAAAUGUGAAAAUUAAGCAUGCAAAGUAGUCCAUUAGGUUUUCAAAGUCCAUUAAGCUUCAACGCAAUGGAUUAACCCUAACAUGCAUGACGUGGGCCGUGUAACUCGAUUUUAAAUGCGAACUCCGCAUUAAUUAUUUUACCAGAAUGACCAUCGGACUUCCCGCCAAUAAAUAAAUAAAAAAUAAAUAUAAAAGUAUUGAAACAUCGUAUUAAAAAAAAAGAGAAAAUGCAUAAAGAACUCGUAAGUUAAAAUUAUCGCGAAUAAAGAAGAGAAACGAAAUGUGAAAUAAAGUUUAAUGAAAUUUAUCGUAGUGAAUUAUAACGAGAAUUUAAAAAAUCACAUUUUCUAAAGAUGUUAGAAUCAUUUAUCCCUUCAGUGACGGAAGAAGAUCGAAAUUAUCAAAAAAUCAUGAAGGGAGAUAAUUACAAAUGGGGUGCAACAGGCCACGUCGCGCAUCGCAUACAUAUCUGCCUGUAUACAUAUAUGUACACACGCGUGUGUAUAUGUGUGCGAGAGAUAGGUGACACGCGUCCCAAGGAGAUUAACGCGAGACGCCGGCGCCUUCGUGUGGAUAUCUUGUGUCUUGACAUACGACGUCGACAAAUGUACCUGCAUUUUAGAGAUCGGGAUAACGUUUUCCCCUUCGGAUCGUCGCACGGUGGCCACUGCGCGCCACUGAUCUCCCGUAAAUGUAUCAUAUGUACACACACAUAUAUAUAUAUAUAUAUAUAUAUAUAUAUAUAUAUAUUUUUAUAUAUAUAUAUAAAAUAUAUAUAAAAUAUAUAUAAAAUAAAUUAGAGUGGCCGGCGUGCGCGCGCGUGAAGAAGGCGAAACGCUCGGAGUUAAGGUCGAUUUAAAAGCUCGCUCGACCCCGGACGCACCUUCUCGCGUGAAAUCCGUGCGCGAUCUCGCCCUCAACGUCCACGAAUCUAUUCGAGAGCAGCUAUACUUAAAAACUAAACGAUUUAAGAAAGUCUAACGUUACGAAAGAGAGUAAUAAUAAUAACUUAUCGACUCGACUGAUUACUUAAACGCGAGGGUGAAUGCGAAUGUGAGUGCGAGAGACGAGGGAGAGCAAGGAGCGGUGUGCGUGUGUAAAAAGGGAUGAUGUAAUUAUCGCGAUAGAGUUGAUUUAAAUUGUAAUUAAAUAUAAUGAUGUUUUCUCUUAUAUGAGACAGACACACACAUGGCACACGAUACAUACACACGGAGAUAUACGCGAGGUAUGCUAGGUACUUGUUGUGUAUGUGUGUGUGUAUGUACAUAUGUGUAUGUACAUACAUGCAUACAUACAUACAUACAUACAUACAUACAUGCAUACAUAUAACAUGCGUUACUUACUAAGUCUAAGCUCUUAGGCAUAAACGCGAAUCGUCGAGAAAGAAGAGAACCCUUCGCACCCUCGUCCUCACUCCGCGAGUCGCAUCAACUAUCCUCGCUCCUUCGAAGAUCCUUCCUCAAGUUCUAUUUUCUACUUUGUACCGUAACACACGAUCGGCACACACCUCCUCUCACACGUGCAUUUCCAUCUCUCCCUCUGUCCCCUUUCACCAAACCGCCCUUCUCCGACGAUAAUACUCCCUCCCCGCGCGAUUUCUUCGCGGAAACGACGAGCAAUAUUACUUAUAACAAGUCGCGGGGAAUUUUAGGGAAUGAGCGUACGUACAAAUCCACACGCGCGAGUGUCACACACGAGCCCCUUACGUGUGCAUUGUAUGCGCGUUAGGCGUCAAACGUUAGUAAACGGCGGGUUGAACGAGAUCGCGGGAGAUACGGGAGCUCACGUCUCUCAAGAAAAGAGCAACGUGAUUAUAGGCGAAAGAGUAGUUCCUUUCCAGCAGAGAGGAGAAAGAGAAGAGGAAGUUCGUCUUAGAUUUUAAGUAUCGUAGUUGUGUCAUUGGCUAUCUUUCGCUGUUAACGUUUCACGGAACUUGUAUCCGCUGAAUGCGACUCCGACACUAAAUUCGAUAAGACGCAACUCUAAAUCUCUUCAACGUCUAGCUCCGAAAUUAGGAAUAUAUUCGAUUUUGGAAUCAUGACAUCUCGCUUCGACUGGACUCGAGACAAGCGGAAACGUAUUAACAAGCGAGUUUUUCGUUUCUAUAACCUCAGGUUCACCCUCCAGUUAUUGUACACCUGAAGGGAAGCUUCGGUGUGCGUUUGACUGCUCCAUGGAAAAGCUGAAUGAUGUAAUAUCCUCUUUUUUUUUAGAAAAUAUUCGUUAUUCUGUCAUAAUUACUCAUAAUUAUGAUUUACUGUAAUUUUAACAUUGCUGUUAAUGUUUGUGAUUAUUUUGUCGCUAUAUAUACACUGAGAAACAAACGUUAUUAACUGAAUUUUUCAAUUUGAAAGUAUAUAUUUAAGUGUAUAAUACUUGAACUAAAGAAAUGUAAUCAAGUUGAAAAAUUCAGUCAAGUUUGCAAUUUCUUUCUCAGUGUAAGUCGCCGUAAAUCGCCAAUCUUUCAUGAAACGGCAAACAAUGAAUUAACAAUUCAUCAACACUGUUUGCUCGCUUUGCUUGUUUUUCGGUGGAGCAGCCGCGUUGUUCUUCUAGGACGUUGUUAGUACCAAGCGAAGCUAUUGAGAGCUGAGAAUAAUACGGUCGCGUGUCUCAAAUCGCGUACGUUUCCAUAAAUAAAACUUUUCCUUCUCCUUUGAGAAAGAGAGAAAGAAAAACUGAGUAAAUUCAAUAUUAAUAUAUUUCGAAAAUAUUAUGUAUCUUCUGUUUAUCUGAACAGGUACAAAAAUUUGCAUAUUUCUAAAAAAUUAAGUAAUAUAGAAAGGGUCACUGCACCAGUCAGUAGACAAGUAAAGACAAUUUAAAAAAUAAUAUUUCAAUCAAAUUCAUAUGAAAAUUAGAUUUUUUUAAAUGUCAUUUAAUUGCAAUUUAUUAUUUUCUUAUUAUCAACUCUUAUUACUUUAAUGUUGUCAAAUAAUCGUUUAUUAGUGAUUCUUGAACGAUUGAUGCAGUAACUCUGUGCCGGAUAUCUUUGCCAGCAGCGUCUCACGAUCGUAAAAUCACACGUAACAAUUGACUAAUGAAAAGAAUAUAUCCCGAUAUAAAACAAAAAAAACCAUUUUUAUUGGUUACUACACGCAGUUCCUGAGCCAAUGUGCAAAAAUUAUCUGUGCAAUGACAAGUAUUUCUUCUUAGAGAAGAUAUUGAAAUCCGCUCUUGUCUGCGAGUCUCUUCUCAACGUUAGAAGAUGUCCGAGACAUUCUCAAACGUUCAAGAGACCCCUGAGACGUUCUUUGCGUCCGUGUGAUCCGACGUCGCUUUGACUCCUACGCGGAGGCGAAAGCGCGAGAUCAUGCGAGCGCUGCCGGCAUCGGUACGCGAGGCUUUGCCUUUUUUUUGUUUUAUUUUUUUCUUUGCAAUCCACGCUGACGCGUAACUCGCGAUCGGACGCGCGUAUCUCGUGAAGUGCCUAAAAACCGCCGCGAAGGGAGAAAGUUACGGCUGUUAAGUGCGAAGUCCUCGGCAUAUGCCGACGUGCAUACAAGUGGCAGCGGUGUGUGCGACACGAUUAUACUCUAGCGAUUAUUCGCGUUUUCUUCCCGUUCUUCCCCUCCUUCCCCGCACCCUUUUCCUUUUUCUCUCUUUUUUUUCCUUUUUAACGGGAUGCCGGAUGGAGGCGUUUUGUAAAUAGUAUAAAUAGCACAUGCGCGAAGAUACGUUUAAGCGAAAUGAAAAAGAGGAUAUAAUAAGUUUAAUAUUGAGAAAAUAUAUAUAAAUAAGAUAUAUAUUAUAUAUUAAAGAAAAAAUUGUAUAUAUAUAUGUAUGCGUAUACGUGUACGUGUGCGUGUAUAUGUGUAUAAGAUUAUUAUUAUUAUUAUUAUUAUUAUUAUUAUUAUUAUUAUAUGCAUAUAUAUGUAUAUAUUUAUCUUGGUAAAUAAUACGAGGCGGUGACGAGCUCGCGAUCGAUUCUUCCUCAUCGUCGGCGGUGAUAUUCGGACGAAAUUCAUUUUCAUUCGCGCUCAUGACGGCUCGCGGCAAUUCAGUAGUCACUCAUCGAAAUUCUCUCUUUUUCAGAGUGUUCGGUGAGCAAAUUUUUUUUUUUUCCUCCCAAACCAACUUCACGAUCAAAGAUCGAGUUUUAACGAUCACGCGAGAUUUAGUAAAAAAGGUCACACCCAGAAUAUUUUUCUCUCAGCGCGAUCGAUUCGUAUAUUAAAAUUGGUUUCAACAUUGAGCUUAUGUUACAAACGUAAAUUAAUUAUGACAAUGAUGUUCGAGAGAGAAUCAUUUAAUUUGCGUAUUACGUAAAACUUGAGCCGUCAUCGCGCGAACCGAUUUCUCCCUCUCGACUCGGUCCCAUCUCGUUGAAGGUUGUUAAUAAAGACAAAGAAAAAAAAGAGUUUCGGGCGAAAGAGAGACGAUGGCGAGCAACCGUCGAUCGGGAGGCGAUCGGGCGUGCACGGCGCCGUCGUAAGAAAUUAGGGCAGGAAGAAGAACGCACGACGUUGUACAUUGUAAAUAGUAGCGCGAAGAACGAUGGUUACAGAGAGAGACACACAGAUAAUUAAUUUAAAGGCGAGAGAAAGAGAGUAAUAUGGGGUAAAAGGAAAAGAGGGGCGGUCGCGAAUCGAGGCGGUGUCAUCGGCCGCAUCGAGCAAACGCAUGGCACAGCGGUGCGCACUUUCGGAUCAUCCGGAUCGCAAGCGCUCUCCGGAAGUGUGUGAGCGCCCGUCGUCGCAACGGGGACGGCGAGAGCUCGGAAACGUUCUCUCCCGCUGUCCCAUCCCCCAGCAGCGCACCUUCGGUGGUGCCGUUUCGCGAGCGAGUGCGGAUCCGCGAUUGACCGAGCGCGAUCGGAACGGAGACAUCGAAUUGAAAAAAAGAAAAAAAAUUAUUCCGCGCUUUCUCGAACAAACUCUCUUCCGAGUCGUCCGCCCUGAUUUGACCCUGAUGCCGUGCGCUCGCAAUGCGCGUGCCGGGUACGCGUGUUUCUAAAACAGCCAGGGAUUAUACUCUCUGAGAAAUGCGUAAUUGUAUCGUCGACGACCACGCGUCGAUCACUCGCAGACCAUAAUGUAGGGGAAACGUGGCAUUGUGAGGCCGUUGUGUCUAAAAAAAAAAAAAACAAAACUUU